Molecule: messenger RNA, 1500 nt
Organism: Hydra vulgaris (swiftwater hydra)
Lineage: Eukaryota; Metazoa; Cnidaria; Hydrozoa; Anthoathecata; Hydridae
Source: RefSeq, a predicted model, not a curated record
AUAUAGACACAGCUUUAAUGUCAACUGUACGACAAUCCAAUCCCGUUUUACUGGAAUCAUAUUUUGGCUUUCUGUGGUGUCCUGUUGGUUUUCAAUCAAACGAGAUGCUACCGACAUGGAAUGGACUUCAUUUCGCGGAAUGUUGUGUAACCAGUUAUUUAUUAUGUUUACGUAUUCCGUUGUGGGAGCGAUAUUAUCAAACAAAUUCCCCAAAUAUAAAAAGUUUUAUUAUUCAAUUGCUGGUACAUUUUUGGUGUUAAACUUUAUUUCCAUUGAGGGAUUCGCCUUUGUUUUUACAUUAAUUACAAGUUUUUAUUUUGUUAUACAGCUACGCAACCAAACUCUAAUGUGGAUGUUUAUACUAACCUUUUUAGUCUGUUUUCACACAGAUAAUUAUAGGCAUUACUUAUUCUCUUUAUUCGGUAUCAAAGUUCUUCACACUAUUAAUACCUAUGUUUCUGUGUUAAUGACAGUUUUACGUUUGAUAAGUUACGGAACAGAAACCAUAAAUUCUUCAACUAGUACAUUCUUUGAAUACAUUUGUUAUUUAUUUUACUACCCGUUAUUUUUUCAAGGCCCAGUAUUAACGUUUGACCUAUUUAUUACAGAUUUUAAUAAACCCAAAGAAAGAUUUAAUAAAGAAAUUAUUUUUAAAUUUCUGAGGUGUGGUAUUAUUGGAGUCGCCAUUGAUGUCUAUUUUCACUUCUCAUUUGUGAAUGCAUUGUCAGCAAAUACAAACUUAUUGCAAACACUGAAUGAGAUUGAAGCUAUCUCAGUGGGAUGGCCUCUGAUGGUUUUAUUUAUUUUAAAGUACAAAGUUUUUUAUGGAUUAGCGAACAUAUUUUCAAAACUAAAUGGAAUCGAAGCUCCUGCUCCUCCAAAAUUUGUUUGUACAUGGUACACUUUAGUUGACAUGUGGAGAUAUUUUGAUCAAGGAUUUUAUAGAUUGCUUCAAAGAUCAAUUUAUUUUCAAAUGGGGGGAUCGCAUCAAAGUAUUUUAAGAACAUCAAUAGCAUCUUUGCUUUGUUUUGCAUUUGUAUCUUUAUGGCACGGGAACGAUCAACAGCAUUGGUACUGGGGAUUGUUAAACUGGUUGGGAAUUUGUUUUGAACACUGUAUAAAAAAAAUAGUCAAAAGUAAAUAUGGAGAAAAAUUACACAGCAUAAUUGGAUGUAAAAUGCAGCGAAGAAUUGUUGGAGUAAGUGGGUCAUUAACAUAUUUAUUUUUAGUGUAUUCAAAUAUGGUGUUUGUAACAAGCAUCGAGUCGGCAAACUUGAUUUAUCUACAAGCAUUGUCAAAGUGGUACUUUCCUUCUAUUAUCAUCACCGUAUACUUAGCAAUUCAAGUUACUCAUGAUUUUAACGAGAUUAAAAAUAAAACGAAGAAUUUUAAUAAACAGGUUUAACAACGGUUUCAACACAGAAAAAGUUUAACCGUAGAAAUAUAAAAUAAAAAUUUCCGAGAACUAAGAUUUAUUGAAAUAAAAAAUUCUUAUAUUAU